Messenger RNA from Hydatigera taeniaeformis, 648 nucleotides. NCBI's taxonomy places the organism in Eukaryota, Metazoa, Platyhelminthes, Cestoda, Cyclophyllidea, Taeniidae. The record is from the annotation of a GenBank genome assembly.
AUGUUCUACUAUGUUUAUCUCACAAAGUAUCGCACAUACAUUUUUACAAAUAGCGCUGACAAUACUCGGCGUGGAAACGCUCAGGUUGAUAUAGAUCACCCAGCCGUCGUACAGGUUGAAGAGUUGCAGAAGAACAUGUCUCGAUGGUCUCUCCUCCUCCCUCUACCACCUGAAGGAGGGGCAGCAGCAGGGGAAAUGAAUGCAAAGGAAGGUCGGUAUGCGGGCGGUCGCCGAGCCAUUGAUCAGUUAGAGGCUUCACUGAAUCCUCGAGGAACUCGAGAAUCUCACUUGCGUAAGGCCGUCUGUCAGCUGCGACCUAUUCUCAUCACUGCAGUUGCGGAGUGUCCGGUGGAGGUGCUAGUUGUGCCUGAAGAAGUGAAGGAGGAAGAAACUGAAUCUUCUUCGGUGAGUCCGUUUGCAUCGGUCGACAAGUACUUCAUUGAACUCGUUGUUCAACAAUACCUUUGUUCAUACCUUUUGCAGACGAAAGAUGCCCUGUCAAUUCUACUCGCAUGGCUUGAGACUGCAGUACACGGAGUCGCAAUGCGCUUGGGCGUCCCGAUUGCCAAAUUGGAAGAGAAAACGAAGGAUAUGAAGGCGGAGGAGGGAGAGGAGGCCGAUUCUGGUGAUGAAUCAGCGAAUGCGUAA